CGUACCGCGCAUCUCUCUCGCGUCGCCCCUACAUCCCAAGCGAGUGCCGUGCAGCCAUUAUUUCAAACGAAAAACCUCCCCAAAAAUGAGAAAUAUCUCUUAUUUAGUUUAAAAUUAACUCGGUUAAUGCUAGACGUAUACAUUUAUUAUAAAACAACAUUGUAUACAACAUGGGGGUUUAACAAUCGUAAAAAUGGCUACUCAGUAGGGCACGCUGUAAAAUAAUGUAAAAGAUUAUAUUAUGUAUAGUGUAAAGAAGUCUUCCAUUUAGAGUUAAAAGUGUAGAAUUAAAAAUACAUGUCUUCCUGUUACGUCAAUUUUUGACAUAGUUAUACAAUCGAUAGUAAGAAAAUUGUGAAACAAUAAAGGUUUUUAAUAUACUUUGAAGAAAACGUAUUAAAAAUGAUUAACCUUGGACGCAUCAAGUUACCACCUAUAAAGAACGUUCUGGACGUGGCGAUGCAGACAGUGAGGCAGCAAGUACCUGAAAAACCAGGUGCACCUCCUCGUCCUCCACAAAAUGUCCGAUUUGCCAACAUGGAUAUGGGUGAAAGUUGCGAAUUGUCAACAAUGAAUGAAACAACAUCACCCACGUACCAGUCAACCAACCCUACCAACCCAUUUCUCAGCGGAGACCUUCAGGCCGAAGACUCUUUUACCAGUUAUCAGAACACAUAUCCACAACAGGAUGGCGCUCCAAGAACUCAAAGCAUGCAAAGUGUUGACUUUUAUGCUUCAUCAGAGGAAGGUGGUUUCGAAGAAGGUGGAGGAAAACCCGGCGCCAAAAUUAACGAAUUCCAAGCAGCUUGGAAUGUCACCAAUGCUAUUCAGGGUAUGUUUGUAGUAUCGUUGCCUUUUGCCGUACUUCAAGGAGGAUAUUGGGCAAUAGCUGCUAUGAUUGGAAUCGCGCAUAUAUGUUGCUACACCGGCAAGAUUCUCGUUGAAUGCCUCUAUGAAGAUGAUCCAGUGUCAGGACAACGCGUUCGAGUUCGGGAUUCUUAUGUAAGUAUUGCUAAAGAAUGCUUUGGACGCAAAUAUGGUGCUAAAAUCGUUAACAUCGCUCAAAUUAUAGAACUCCUCAUGACUUGUAUUCUGUACGUAGUUGUCUGUGGUGAUCUUAUGAUUGGUACCUUUCCCGAUGGCUCGAUUGAUACCCGGUCUUGGAUGAUGCUGACUGGAAUUUUCUUGUUACCACUCGCUUUUUUAAAAUCUCUUAAAAGCGUCAGCAUGUUAUCUUUUUGGUGCACUAUGAGCCACUUAAUUAUUAAUGCAAUUGUUCUCGGUUAUUGCAUUCUUUAUAUCGGUGACUGGGGCUGGGGAAAAGUCAAGUGGUCAUUAGAUUUCGAAAAUUUCCCAAUCAGUUUAGGUGUGAUUGUCUUUUCGUACACUUCACAAAUAUUUCUGCCUACGUUGGAAGGCAACAUGGAGGAUCGAUCAAGGUUUGAAUGGAUGUUAAACUGGUCCCAUAUAGCCGCAGCUGCGUUCAAAUCUAUCUUCGGCUAUUUAUGUUUUCUGACCUUUCAAAAUGAUACUCAGCAAGUGAUAACGAAUAACCUUCGAUCAGCAGGAUUUAAAGGAUUGGUAAACUUUUUCCUAGUCAUCAAAGCUGUCCUUAGCUAUCCUCUCCCAUAUUAUGCAGCUUGCGAUCUCUUAGAAAGAGUAUUGUUCAGAGGAAAACCAAAAACUCUCUUUCCACCUAUAUAUGCUUUAGACGGAGAACUUAAAGUUUGGGGUUUGGCUUGGAGACUUGGAGUUAUAAUGUUCACAAUUUUAAUGGCAAUUUUUAUUCCGCAUUUCGCAAUUCUCAUGGGAUUCAUCGGAAGUUUCACUGGUACCAUGUUAAGUUUUAUAUGGCCUGCUUACUUCCAUCUCAAAUUGAAAGGCAAUCAACUUGAAAGCACAACAAUCGCUUAUGACUAUUUCAUUAUCGGGCUUGGAGUACUUUUUGGUGUUAUUGGAAUGUAUGACUCUGGCUCGGCUUUAAUCAAAGCCUUUGAAAUAGGAUUGCCGUUUUAAUUAAUUCAAAGUAGUAUUUAGAUGAUUGUUGAACUAUUUUUAGAUUUACGCAUUUACUUCAUGUAUUAAAAUUUAAACUUCCGCACAGUUGCGAUAUGUCUAAAAUGUUAAAUUCCAAGUAUCUAGUCUGAUGUGAUUGAAAUGUAUGUAACUUAGCUGUUUUAGAAAUAAGAAAUAUUAACAACAACAUCACGAUGUUCAAAAUGUCUUCCAGUCAUUUUAUAGAUUUAUGUACAUAUACGUAAAUUUAGAAAGUUAAAUUUAUAUUUACAAUCAUUUAGUGAAAUCAAACGUCUUCCAAAAAAAUAACGUUCGAAAUUCUUCGACAACGAAGUCUUCCACAAAAUAUGAUAUUAUAAUAAAUAUAUAAGAGAAAAAUGCUUAAAUAUAAGAUACUCGUAGAAUCCACGCCAUUGUGUGCAAGAUAAUUAACUUUUUAGAUAUUGUUGUACACGGUCUCAAAUAUAAUCUGAUAUUUUUUAAAUUAUUGAUGUAAUUUAAUGUCUUCCAAAAAAUUUUAUUGAAUAAUAGGUAAAUAUAUAAGUUGUAUUACAUUUUUGAUAUUGCUUGUUAUACUGUUUUGCUUUGAUAAUGCAAUCACAAAGAUUUUACCCUAAAAUUGUUCAUACCUACACCAUAAUAAUCUAUAUUUCAUUGUUGUUGAUUAUAUAUCAUAUAGAAAUAAAUAUAGACAAUAAUAUACAUGUUAUUUUAUAUCUAAACUAGCGACAACAAAAAGAAGCAUAUGUGAAAUACAGGAACAUCCAUAGAUAUCUA
This is a messenger RNA of Bicyclus anynana (squinting bush brown), 2793 nucleotides long. RefSeq names its product vesicular inhibitory amino acid transporter (gene VGAT). Gene Ontology annotation, molecular function: amino acid transmembrane transporter activity. Bases 403 to 2016 code for a protein of 537 amino acids. The transcript has 4 exons. Gene Ontology annotation, biological process: amino acid transmembrane transport. NCBI's taxonomy places the organism in Eukaryota, Metazoa, Arthropoda, Insecta, Lepidoptera, Nymphalidae. Gene Ontology annotation, cellular component: vacuolar membrane. The record is from RefSeq and is a predicted model, not a curated record.